Ahaetulla prasina is the source of this 1556-nucleotide messenger RNA. Its product is annotated as bromodomain-containing protein 8-like. NCBI's taxonomy places the organism in Eukaryota, Metazoa, Chordata, Lepidosauria, Squamata, Colubridae. Gene Ontology annotation, cellular component: NuA4 histone acetyltransferase complex. The transcript has 7 exons. The record is from RefSeq and is a predicted model, not a curated record. Gene Ontology annotation, molecular function: protein binding. Bases 104 to 1411 code for a protein of 435 amino acids.
UUAGAGUCAGAGGGGGAGCCAGUUCAGAUCUAGCCUAGAAUGUCUCAAAGAGAAAGAAGCAACUGCGUAAGUCAUGAACUUUUUACCCUCUCUACCUUUUUAGAUGGGUCACAUGUGGACCUGGCUGGAAUCCAAAGAAGAAUAUUUUACUGAGUCUGAGAAGAGCAGCUGCUGCAAAUCUCUCUGUAGUUCUCCAGACUGUAGCUUAGACUUUGACCUAAAGGAACUGAGCAGCUGGAGAGAAACGGAAGAUGACGCUCAGGAGAAGUUAGAAGAGAGCAGCAGCCAGGAGGCAACUAGCCAGCUGGAAGCCGGUGACUCCACAGCGUGGGAAUAUGCUAAUGAAGGAGAGCAAGAUGAGAGUGGAAAAUGCAAAGAGGAUGCCUUCUUGAGGUUUCUGUCUGAGGUGACAUAUUUAAUAGAGCCCGUUCGGGUUAGCAACCCUUACUUGGCACAGGGAUUCUCUGGUGCUGGAGAGCAGAAUGGAAGGCUUGCCAUGGCUCACAAAGGUGCCACGAACGGAUCGCUUGUAGCCAAAGAGGCAGAAUCGGGGCAGGAAAGUCAUUCAGAGAUUUUUAAAAAGCAAGCUAAGGAGAGAAGGGGAAAUUGGGCACUGCAGGUCUUGGAAGGGCUGCCAGACGUGAACUUGGAAGCAGAGGCCACAGAAGGACUUCCUGGUUUGUAUGAGGAGCCUGGAUGCUCUAAGUUUCAGGAUAGCCGGUUUGAUGAGGAUUCAGGAAAGAAAGUCACACACUACCUGAUGGCCAGUACAGCAGAAACGGAUGUAGAUGAGGCCUCAACUUUAGAACUUAUGACACAAACUCCUUGUGAAUGGAAAAUACGAAAGAAAGAGAUGCCACCAGCUAAAAUGGAGGUGGCUGUGGAAAACACUGAAGAUCAAAGUGAGGAUUGGAAAGACAGUGAUUUCCAUUUGAGUUAUAGCAAUGACGACUCCAGUCCUUAUGGAACACCCCUAAUAAGCUCUCCUUCCACAAGUACAGCCUCUCUGCCUUUAAUGCACUUGAGUCAAGAUGAUCCAUUUCAACAGCAUUUGCUCUUCAAGAAAACUCUGUUAUCUAUCUGGAAGAUGGUUGCUGGCCAUAGAUACAGCGGUCCCUUCCUGAAGCCGGUUUCAGAGAAGCAGGCUCCUGGUUACAAAGAUGUGGUUAAGAGGCCAAUGGAUCUUUCCUCCAUAAAGAGAAACCUGUCCAAAGGCCAGAUUCAGCACAUGGUCCAGUUCCAACGCGAUCUCAUGCUGAUGUUUCAGAAUGCCAUCAUGUACAAUAACUCCAACCACCACAUCCAUCGCAUUGCUGUGGAGAUGCAGCAGGAAGUGCUGGAGCAACUCCAGUUGUUGGGCGAGGCACUCCUGAGCUCAGACGAAAUGCGAGGAUUUGUGAGAAGGUGCUGAUGAAGACGUGAAAAGGGCAGGUGCAUGUUUAGAAGUUAAGAAUUCAACCUUGCUUCCUGAAGUCUUGUUCUAAGGGAAAAAUUGUUUGUUUACUAAUUUAGCACUGCCUGACACCUCUCUUUUCUUAAGAAUCUUCAUGAUAGAA